Penicillium samsonianum is the source of this 1254-nucleotide messenger RNA. RefSeq lists its product as uncharacterized. NCBI's taxonomy places the organism in Eukaryota, Fungi, Ascomycota, Eurotiomycetes, Eurotiales, Aspergillaceae. Bases 1 to 1254 code for a protein of 417 amino acids. The record is from RefSeq and is a predicted model, not a curated record. The transcript has a single exon.
AUGCUCACCCUCACCCUCAAUCCCCCUACAAAAUACAAACCAGGAGACUCAGUAACCGGGGACGUAAGAUACAACCCAAAAAGAAAUGCCCGGUUCCUAUCCUACCCGAUCCGCCUCCUCGUCCAGCUCAUUGGAAACACAGAAACGAAAGUCGAAUCACAUAGUGGUCACGCCACAUUUCUCCGUUUCACGGCUAUCAAUCUAUAUCUUUCGCAUAGGGAACAUAUUUGCCCUUUUUCAUUUCCGUUUCCGAAUAUCCUUGCGACUGCGGAUACGGACGCGGACAGUCAUCCGCCAACUGUCCAGAUGCAAAACAUGCAACCAGGCGCGAAACAACACACUCUCCCGCCUUCCUUUACUGAGGUGAUGGGCGGAGUAGUCUCCGAAGGAACAGUGGAGUAUGCCGUGACCGCCUCGAUCUGGAUCCAGUAUGACAGUUCGAUCGGGAAAUCUACACGAAUAUGCGAGGAAAAAGUCUCAAUUACAUUUGAGCCAAGGUACAGCGGGCUAGAUCUCAAGAUAAUACAGAAGAUGAGGCCGUCUAUCGCGGUGCGGAGGGAUUGCGUGGUGAGGAGCUUGAUGCUUCUACCUAAGCACAGCCGUCAUAUCAGUUCAGAAAAGAAGGACCAAACGGGGUUACAGGUGGUGCCGCAUUUUGACUUCCAGAUCUUCCUGGAUACCCCUACUUAUGGAUAUCUGGGUGGCUCGAGAGAGUGUCUUGUGAAUAUACUACCCGCGCCUAGGACGUCGACGGCACCGAGCAUCCCAGAGUUUUGGGCGAGAAGAUAUAGGGUGCAUUUGGUGGGGUUUACAUCGCUUUUUGCUCCGUCUUCCAAAAGUCGGGGAGAUCACACAGUGAAAAAUGAGAACGUGGUUUUUGAUAUUGAGAACCGAAACUGGGGAGUCCUCUUAUCGAAUGGGAAUGGAUAUACAACAUGGAUAAAGGUGGUGAUACCGGCCGACGAACGUAUAGCGCCCGCGUUUACAAGCUUUAAUAUUGAGAGAAUGUAUUAUUUGCAUGUCGAGGUGUGGGUUGAGUGUGCUGGGGAGGAGUUUUACGUGCGAAGUAAAAAUUGCUUUCGCUUGAUGCCUGUUUUUAGUCGUGUGAGCUCAAUUGUGCCUGAGAAGGGCGAGGAUAGUUUACGAGAUUCGAAGGCGGUGCUGGGCAAGGGAGAUAGAGGCUGUGAUGAUGCCGCUCUGUCGCAAAUAACCUGGCCAGGCGCUGCUAACGAAACGAAUCUCCACCUCAAAUGA